GCAUGUCCCUCUUACGCAUCCAGGACACCUGCAAGAUGAACAGAAGAGUUACCAGUUAACUUGGAUCACGAGCACGGCAUCCCGAUGUUACCGGUCACCGCUCCCGAGGGUUCGUCCUGCAAUUUAAAUGACUGCGACACGCAGCAGCAAAUGUCUCUCGGGCUCGGGCAACAACACCGGCAGAUUACCCGCAGCUUGGUCUCCGUCGGCUCCAUCGUCUGCCGAAUAUGUCACACAAACACCUCUAAGGAGUCGCUCAUUUCGCCUUGUAGAUGUAAAGGAUCGUUGGCUUACGUGCAUUUGACAUGCUUGGAAAGAUGGCUGAAUCAGUCCUGUCGCUCUUACUGUGAACUAUGUCGUUAUCACUUCAACGUUAUCGAAACGCCUCGUUAUCGCUGGCCAGAAUCGUUGAGGAUAUGGAUUAGCCAUCCCAGGAAUCGUAGAAACAUACAAUCAGAUUUGCUUAUCUUCACAUUACUUUCCGUCGUUACGGUCGGUUUGGUAACAGUUUGUCUCUUAGGUAUGCAAUACUUUGUUAUCGAGGGAAAGAAGAUCGGGAUUUCUAAGCUCUGGACAAGAGGGGCCAUAUGGUUCUUUCUCACGUUCGUAGUGCUGGGCUACAUCACGACGGUUUAUUUGUUGGGAAAAGACCAGGUGGCACCUUGGUAUAGAUGGUGGAGGAGUACCGUGAACGUCAGGCUCAUCAUGGACCCUCAACUGUUCAGGAGACUAUCGAACGAGUCCUUCCCAUCGCAUGAGAACCAAACCCCGGGUAUCCACGUCACGCAGAAUCCCAGAUGCCCUACUAACAGUCCCCAGCAUCAAUAACAAAGUUGAAGGUUCAUCGUCUUCGGUGAAGAAAAAACAAGACAAUUUUAUUCCCUCUAAGAACUCUGUUUUGAAGCAAAUUCCUAAAAAAUCUCGUUGUCUGCUUACAAAUAAACGACUGAUCAUCUAUU
This is a messenger RNA of Ceratina calcarata, 959 nucleotides long. Its product is annotated as E3 ubiquitin-protein ligase MARCH3-like. NCBI's taxonomy places the organism in Eukaryota, Metazoa, Arthropoda, Insecta, Hymenoptera, Apidae. The coding region runs from base 85 to 828 and encodes 247 amino acids. The transcript is spliced from 7 exons. Gene Ontology annotation, molecular function: ubiquitin-protein transferase activity; zinc ion binding. The record is from RefSeq and is a predicted model, not a curated record. Gene Ontology annotation, biological process: protein ubiquitination.